Molecule: messenger RNA, 2175 nt
Organism: Adineta ricciae
Lineage: Eukaryota; Metazoa; Rotifera; Eurotatoria; Adinetida; Adinetidae
Source: the annotation of a GenBank genome assembly
AUGUUUCUCUUAUGGUUGAUGGUUCUCGUUGUUUCGCUGAUUUCGAACAGCAAAUCAGACACUCUUUGUCUCAAUAAUCCCAUCAUCAUUUGCCAUUGUCAAAGUGGUACAGGCUCAGUCACUUGUGUUCAAAGUCAGGCAAGCAACGACACUUCUAUCGAUUGGUUAACGUUUUCGUCUCCUGAAUAUGAGAGCUAUAUAUUUGAUUUUAUUAACAUUACCCGUUUAACACCUGAUACGUUCACAAACUUUCGAUCAAGAUUUUCUUCGCUUAAUAGUUUGCAAUUCCGAUUUACGAAUGGUGUUGAUGAGAUAGCUGAAAAUACGUUUCAAAUGUUGAGUAACUAUUCAGAAACACAUAUUUCUUUAACCUUUAAUUCACCAGGAAAUUUCCAGCUUGCUGAUCAUGCAUUUGGCCAGUCAAAGUACCAUCAAAUUCUCAUUGUGGAUGGACAACAACAACAGACAUAUCAACUCAAUCUAAAAGCAUUUGAGCGUGCAAAUAUUUCAGGACUUAGUAUUGUAAACUGUAACAAUAUUCAACUGAUCCAAAAUGAGCCAUUAUCAUUAACGAUUCAGGAAGUUGAAAUAAAAAAAUCUUCGUUGACAAAUGUUGACCUUCUUAUUCAAAGUCUUUCGAACUCAUUAACUAAGUUAGACUUAUCUUCCAACAAACUCGUUCAUGUCCCAUCAUUGGCUAAAUUCACUGGAUUAACUGACAUUGAUUUACACGAGAACUUGAUCGAAGAAAUCCAUGCGAAUACAUUUAUAAAUUUAACUCGUUUACUUCGACUAAACUUAUCGUAUAACCAAAUGAAACGAAUAUCACACGAAGCUUUUGCUGAACUGCAUUUAACCAUAUUAACAUUGAAUGAUAAUCAUUUGACUUCCCUGGAAACUGUAACCAUCCAUAAUGAAAAAAAAUCGUUUCUAAAUCCAUUGAAUCAAUCAUUGACGACACUGGUUUUAUCGAAUAAUUUACUCCAUGAUUUUGAUCCGAUCCGAAAUCUAACGCAUUUGAACACACUGCAAUUAUGUUGUAAUCAGAUUAGAGGCUUAUAUGAGGAUUCAUUUCAAAAUGCACAUCAGUUGGAAAUAAUUGAUUUGAGUUCGAAUCAUAUUGGCUCGAUUCAUCCGUUGACUUUUAAGGCAACCAAGGUGAAACAUUUGGAUUUGUCAUCAAAUCCAUUCUCGUCACUGGAAACAACAAAAAUAGUCUAUGACGAAGACUUCAAACGUAAAAAUCAAACAAAUUCGUUUCUUGAACAUAUUACAUCGACAUUGACGAAUUUACUAUUAAAGAAUUGCACGAAUUUAUUAGAAAUCAAUUGGUUUCUUUUUAAACAUACAGAUAUAUUAUACAACUUAGAUCUAUCUGGAACACCAAAAACAGACAAAUUCUGGUUAUAUCAACCUAGAAAUUAUAACGACUCGGCAGUUCAAGGUCAAAUGAGACAAUUUAUGGUUACUGUCAUGGGUAUUAAUUUUACUAAUAAUGAUUAUUGUUUAUUUAAACCAGUAUUUCAAGUACUUAAUCAUACUAUUUUACUACUUGACAACGAUCACCCAUGCAACUGUUUUGUAUUUAUGAUGAGAAACAUACUUCAAAUGAGAGUGCCACCGAUCUGUUUAUCGAAUCAAUCGAUUAUCGACGAAUUAAGUCAAGAGUGUAUGAACAUCGAUGCGUCUUGUGCAUUUCCGACUAGUAGUACAACUAUGUCAUCAACGCUAUCGUUGUCAAGUACAAGUUUUACAACUAUGGACAGUACUAUACCGAUCACUACUAUAAUAACUACAAUACCUAUGACAACUACGAUCCCAACUACAAUACCUACGACAACUACAAGCCCAACUACAAUACCUACGACAACUACAAGCCCAGCUACAACAACCACAACAUCUAUGACAGCAACUACAACCAAAGUAACGACUACCACGAAAACAGAAGAAUCGACAACAUCCGUUGCGCUGACAACUAUCGUCACUACAUUAGGAGCAGCACCAAAGGAUGAUGGCAAAUGGAAAACAAUUUUGGCAAUAAUGAUUCCUUUAACAGUUAUUAUUGUUGUUUUGUCUUCAGCUGGUAUUUAUAUUGUUCAGAAACGAAAAAAGAACAGGUCGAAAGAGGCCAUUGAGCUACGUGGAGGACUCACGAACAUAUUCGCUAAUAAAUAA